AUGACCAGCCAAGGCCCCCUAACAACCUACCUCCUAGGAAGCACACCCAAUGGCCUAGCAAGAGCAACAAACCAUCCCUUCCUAGCAGCAGCAGGACGCGGCACCCUCCCAAAAUCAACACUGAGCCAAUGGCUUUCCCAAGACCGUCUCUACGCCCAAUCCUACAUCCGCUUCAUAGGCCUCCUCCUAGCGAAAAUUCGCCUCCCAUCCCAAGCCCCCUCAAGCCCGACCCCACUCCACAGUAGCCCCGAACAAAAAGCAAUAACAGUCCUCAUCGACGCCCUCGUCAACAUUCGCACUGAACUCGCCUUCUUCGAGAAAACCGCAAACGACUACGGUCUAGACUUAACAGCCAUCUCCCCAGAAGAAGGCGGCAUAGUCCUAACAUCCUGCGGCUCAGGCCGAUACAUCACAAACUCUGCCGGAAUCUCAACUGCAGGCUCAAGCGCCUGCCCGGGCUUCACAGGCGGCCGCGACGGCAAAGCCCUGCUAGCACGUGACACCUCUCUCAACGAUUCCGGUUCGGGUUCUGGCUCGUCCGGCGCUGCUGCUACCGGGUCCGGUGCACACAAUGCAGACCAUGGUCUGUGCCGUUCGCAGGGCGAGUGCCAGAUGCCCGCCGGGAGCGAGACGUGCGUUCCACUCCCGCAAUUCGAUGCACCAUCUGCUCAGAACCUCUCGCCGUUUGGGGAGGUGUUGACGCCUACACCUACAGCCACGAAUGCAGGCACAGCGGGACCAGGACGUACGCUUGAAAAGACGGAUGUUGCUACCGAGCUUGAGCGGUGCGGGACUAUUUUGUUCUCUGCUAGUCGGACGACGAGGGCGUAUAUUGAUAUGUUUAUGAGUGCUGGUAGUGCUGGGGUUUCGGUUUUGGAAGGGUUGGCUGUGUUGUGGGCUACGGAGGUUUGUUACCUGCGAGCGUGGAGGUUUGCUGCUGAGUGUAUGAGCGAGCAUUCGAAGGAGGGGAAGGACUUUUCUGGGGAUGCGGAUGGGGGCGCAUUGCGGGGCCAGUUUAUUCGGAAUUGGUCUAGUGUUGAGUUUGAGGGGUUUGUUGAUUCCAUUGGGGAUGUGGUUGACGAGAUGGCUGGGCAGCUCAAGGGGGCUGAGGAGUCGGAGACUAUGCGUGGCCGGUGUUUGGAGUGGUGGAAGCAGAUUCUUUGGUUGGAGGAGAGGUUUUGGCCUAAUGCUGAGCCCUGUCAGUAG
This is a messenger RNA of Penicillium antarcticum, 1206 nucleotides long. RefSeq names its product putative transcription regulator PAB1642. The transcript has a single exon. NCBI's taxonomy places the organism in Eukaryota, Fungi, Ascomycota, Eurotiomycetes, Eurotiales, Aspergillaceae. Bases 1 to 1206 code for a protein of 401 amino acids. The record is from RefSeq and is a predicted model, not a curated record.